AUGGAGCAAAAAUCUUUAAACUCCCAAGUUUUACCUCAAGUCGAAAUUGACAUCUCAUCUAGAGGUAUUACACUUUCGAGCACUCGUUUCACUACUUCACGCUUUGUCCCAUAUGAUCAAACAGGAAAGUGUUGCAAGUGUAAGGGUACAGAAGUUGAGAUUGAUUUUGCAAUAACAAAAGACGGAGUGACUCUCUGGUGUACCAGACUUACUGAAAAACGUUUUGUUCCAUUUGAUUGGACUUAUGAGCUGCCAGGACACUGUUUCUUUAAGAUUCGAAAUAGAGGAAGAGUGCUUAAUGUACCCUAUGGAUCAUCAACCAAGCCUGAUAAUCAAAGGUGUGGUAAAAGGAAGUUCGAGGAAUUGAUAACUUGUAAUCCUCCUAAUCAUAAUUUGUCUUCUAAUCUUUCUACUCCCACCGCUCCUCUUGUGCGUACUCCUCCACCUGUUACAUCUGAAACCCCGAGACCUCUUACGCCUCCUGAUCAAAUACCUUUUGACAAAGAGCUCCAACAAUUCUACGAUAGUUUAAUGUUUGCUACUGUAGGUCUUCCUAGUUCAAACGAUAAUGUUGAGAAACCAAUCGAAGAAAAGACAGAAAAGAAAGAAAUUAAGGAGGAAGUGAUUGAAUAA
Meloidogyne enterolobii is the source of this 633-nucleotide messenger RNA. The record is from the annotation of a GenBank genome assembly. Lineage: Eukaryota; Metazoa; Nematoda; Chromadorea; Rhabditida; Meloidogynidae.